UGAGUGUUGACAAUUCGAGUUCAUGAAUAAAAAUCAUUUAAAUAUUAAUCCAAAUGGGCGAUUUUAGGGUUUUUCCAGACCGAAUUCAAAGCCAAUUUCGUACAUCAACUGUAGAACUAAAUCAACUAAUAUUUAGUAACAGUAAACCCGGAGGCGGAUAGCAGAUUGGCUCGCAGAUCACAUCCUCCGGAGAAUCUAAUCUUUGCUCUCUCUUCUUUUUACUGUUUCUAUCUUCUAUUUGUUGCUCUCUAUCGGACAAGCUAUUCCCUUACUGCUCUAAUCUCGAGACUUGAGACUCAAGUUUCAACUGAGGACCGGCAAAAUCCUUUCUCUUCCGGUCACUUGAGACUCAAGUCUCCUCGAUUAUCAAUUCUGAGGCAAAAUUGUAUAAAAAUCUGAAACGGUCGUGUCGCGCGGCAAGAGGCGGGUUCGUUUUUCUGGUGCUAGGGUUCAAGUUGCAGAAACCCUAAGUUGGAAAUGGAGAACCAGGAAUUUCAGGUCUACAAUACUAUGACUAAGCAGAAGGAAAUCUUCAAGCCCAUAGAGCCCGGUAAGGUGGGCAUGUACGUUUGUGGCAUCACCGCCUACGAUUACAGUCACAUUGGCCACGCUCGUGCUUAUGUCGCCUUCGAUGUCCUCUACAGAUACCUGAAAUAUUUGGGAUAUGAAGUCAAUUAUGUACGGAACUUUACUGAUGUUGAUGACAAGAUAAUUCGUAGGGCAAAUGAAUUGGGAGAAGAUCCAAUAAGUUUGAGUGGUCGGUUCUGCGAGGAAUUUCUUGCAGACAUGGAUGAUCUUGGGUGCUUACGUCCUACGCAAGAACCUCCUGUUUCUAAACAUAUGGAUCAGAUUAGGGCAAUGAUAGCUCAGCUUAUUGAAAAGGAUUUUGCCUAUCCUGUCGAUGGAGAUGUAUAUUUCGCAGUUGACAAUUUUCCUGAUUAUGGCCGGUUGUCUGGACGGAAACUAGAAGAUAAUCGAGCUGGUGAACGGGUUGCCGUUGAUUCAAGAAAGAAAAACCCUGCUGACUUUGCAUUGUGGAAGGCCACAAAACCCGGUGAGCCAAGUUGGGUCAGUCCAUGGGGCCCUGGAAGACCAGGAUGGCAUAUAGAAUGCAGCGCCAUGAGUGCUCAUUACCUUACUGCCUCCUUUGAUAUUCAUGGUGGUGGGAUGGAUUUGAUAUUCCCACAUCAUGAAAAUGAGAUCGCUCAAAGCUGUGGUGCCUGCUCAAGUAGCAAGGUGGGAUAUUGGAUGCAUAAUGGUUUUGUGACACAGAACGAUGAGAAAAUGUCCAAGUCACUCGGUAACUUUUUCACAAUUCGUGAGGUCACCAAACAAUACCAUCCAAUGGCUUUGAGAUAUUUCUUGAUGAGCACACACUAUCGUUCUCCUGUCAACUAUUCGAUUGCGCAACUUGAUAAUGCUUCAUUUGAAGUUCUCACCCUCUAUCGGGCUUUGCAUAACUGUGAAGUGGCUUUAUCUCCAUAUCGAGAAGGGAAUCCCACAGAUGUUGCAGCACAUAAUGGCCAAACAGUGCGUAUCACUCCUGACGCGCGAAAAUGCAUCGACAAGUUACACAGUGACUUUGAGUCCAAAAUGGCUGAUGACCUGCAUGUUGUUGAAAUAUUGAAUGGAGCUCUAAAGGAUUCCCUAACAUUCAUUAACAGUUCUUUGGGCUUGCUCAAGAAAAAGCAAAAACAACAGCAAAAACAGCCAUCACCCAUUCAGUCUCUUGUUGAAGUGGAAAAAGAAGUGAAGAAGAUUUUGGUUGAUCUGGGAUUGUUGUCGUCUAGUACCUGUUCUGAGGUUUUGCAGCAGCUGAAGGAAAAGGCUCUUGUGAGAGCAGGGAUGAAAGAGGAAGAUGUCUUGCUUAUGAUUGAGGAAAGAACUAAGGCAAGGAAAGAGAAAGAUUUUGAGAGGAGUGAUCAGAUCAGGGGUCUGUUGUACGCCAAGGGCAUUUAUCCUGAAGAUGAAGGUGCGGUAACGACAUGGUGGCCUUGUGUUCCUCCUGAAGAUCCAAAGUCUACCUGAGAUUAGAUAGACCUUUUGAGUAUGAAAUUUAAGAAAGUGCCCACAAAAUUUAUGAGAUUUUCCUCUUGUUUUUAACCCCAUUUUUGAUCCUGAUCUGGAUGAUCUUUUGGAAUCAGCGGGACCAUAUUGCCAGGGGUUAAUAUUAAGGCUUGUAAUGUGAUUGAUGGAUACUUUAUUACCAUCUGUUCAAUGAAAGUUGAUACAAUUAGAUGGGGGGUAGGAGAUUGUAAGACAGGGCUCCACCCCACUCAGACGAAAACUUAUACAUUUUUUGUUGCCAAUCAUGUAAACUUUAUCAUAUACUUUUUAUCCGGUUAUAAUUUUAUCUGUUACUCCA
Macadamia integrifolia is the source of this 2365-nucleotide messenger RNA. RefSeq names its product cysteine--tRNA ligase 2, cytoplasmic-like. Gene Ontology annotation, cellular component: cytoplasm. The transcript is spliced from 9 exons. Lineage: Eukaryota; Viridiplantae; Streptophyta; Magnoliopsida; Proteales; Proteaceae. Bases 478 to 2028 code for a protein of 516 amino acids. The record is from RefSeq and is a predicted model, not a curated record. Gene Ontology annotation, molecular function: ATP binding; cysteine-tRNA ligase activity. Gene Ontology annotation, biological process: cysteinyl-tRNA aminoacylation.